Stereum hirsutum FP-91666 SS1 is the source of this 2947-nucleotide messenger RNA. RefSeq names its product adaptin ear-binding coat-associated protein 1 NECAP-1. Bases 1104 to 1778 code for a protein of 224 amino acids. NCBI's taxonomy places the organism in Eukaryota, Fungi, Basidiomycota, Agaricomycetes, Russulales, Stereaceae. The record is from RefSeq and is a predicted model, not a curated record. Gene Ontology annotation, biological process: endocytosis. Gene Ontology annotation, cellular component: clathrin vesicle coat; membrane. The transcript has 13 exons.
UGUACAUUUGCGUUGCAUUAUGUUUUAUGUAAGAGAGAUACAGGUAAGUAUGGUACAAGAUGCGACAUUUGACUGGUGCUUUUCGAGACACAAGCUUGCUGUUCAUAGCAUCUAAGCUUCCAGCCGCGCGACACUAUUCGUGACAAGAUCAAGGGCGGAGAGACUCGAUGGGGCAGAGAUGAAGCCAUUCACCCGUGGCCGUUGCGCGCGAGCAGAAGGGGGAGCAGGCGUGAGGAUCUGAGUAGAGGCGUUGUAUGUCCAUCCGUUGGUUUGAGCCGCGGAUAGAAGCUGGCCUUGUGGAAGACCGAGGUAGGUUUGGGCGAGGGCUAUGGGAAUGGAAGUGUACGCUCUCGAUAUCAAAGCGAACGUUCGUGUCCUGAACGCCUCAAGGAAUGCGGUGACCAAUCCCGCCACGACACCUAAUGAGACCUCGUCCGCUCCCAAUAAACCAUCUUUCCGCGCUUCGGCCAACACAUUUUCGGCGCGUGGGAAGACUCUGUCAUGUUUGCGUUCCCAGGUCGAGGCGAGAAGGUUGAAGAGGGCUUGCAGAAUAGGACGAUGGGUGAGGUCUCGAGGGAGGCGAAUGAGGGCUUGUUGAGCUGGGGGUAGAUCAUCAAGGAUGAGAUAUCCUAGGACGAGUGGCACCGUUACAAGUAGAUGAGUCGGGUGGCUCUCGUGCACCUCCUCAAGUUCAGCACGUUCGCAAGUUUCAACCAAAGGCCCGAAGUGUCCGCUAGCAGCAAGAGUGGAUAUCCGAGCAAAUGCAAUAUAGUAGGAUGUAUUGUUUCCUUGGACACUCGAAGUGGCCUGGGGAGAUGGAAGAGAUUCGGCAGGCGGUGCGCUGCUGGUGGGUUCAGCAGCUGGCUCAGUAGUGGAUGUAGUGGAAAUCGGUGGCGCUGGAAUGGGAUCUGAAGGCAAUUCGCCUGGAGCAAGAGGGGGUGUCGGUGGACCGUUCAUGGUGGUUGCGGAUAAUGCGUUGAUAUAGGCGCGCAAAGCAGAUCACGGUUCGAGCUGUGGCGCUGGUUGCCCGUUGCGGCGGCGUCCAAGAGUCCUUCAUCCCCAUCAUCUUCAUCUGUGGGCUCGCAUCUAGGACUAUCUAGAAGAUGGAUAACGAAGAGAUCGAGUCUAUCUUGUAUAUUGCCAGGGAGAUAUCAGUUUACAGGAUUCCACCGUUGUCGAAGAACGAAGGGCACCGCGCGAAUGACUGGGGAAAUUUGGCAGAGCCUCUCUGGAAGGGGCGCAUGCGCAUCGUAGAGAAGGGCACAGAUCCAGCCAAUAUCUUGUUUGAGGAUGCUUCUACCGGCGAAUUGUUUGCCAAGGCUGCAUAUGAUCCCACAAAGCCCUCCGUGGAGGCCGUCCUCGAUUCCUCGCGUUACUUCGUUGUCCGCGUAGAAGACAGCGGCAAGAAGGCCUACAUUGGAAUGGGAUUUGCGGAGCGCACGGAUAGCUUUGACUUCAAUGUGGCCCUACAAGAUUACACGAAACGCUACAAGGCCCGUCUCAACCCACCCUCCCCUACUGAAACCGACAAACCAUCACCUCACGUCCCAACCGGCCCCAAGAAAGACUACUCCCUCAAAGAAGGCCAGACAUUCUCCAUCUCCAUCCCCGGGCGUGAGAAGAAGACCGAUUCUCUGUCGACAUCUGGUCUACUCGGUGGCACGACCGAUCUUUUGGGCGGCACAUCGACAGCGGGAGGCGUAGGCGCGAAAGGCGGCUCAAGCGGUGGUGCCUUCCCGCUGUUGCCACCACCUCCUAGCGCACCGAGGAGGCGUUGAUUUUAUUGCCUGACUCGUUGACUACUUUCUGGAAUCUUAUGUGCGGUGCUGUGAUUGGGUGUCAAAGGAUGGAUUGAUGAGUUAUGAGUAGGUAUUGAGAACCUCUAUUCGUCGGACUGACUGUCGAGACCUGCGGAAAUGGGAAUGUAUAACAUGUUUAGGAUUCAUCUGAGCACUGCGUAUCAUUUGCUCUUCUUGCACUUGAUUGAGUAUGGCCUAUACUCGCUGCACUGCCAGCUCGCGUUUUCGCCACAUCUUUCACCACUCGAACCAUCCCUCCUGAUCCCGCUUUCUAAAACGAACAACAGAGAACCUUAGUGUUGAUCCGCCUGAACAGUAGGCCUCUUUCCUGUACCUGUUCAUGAUGAACAGCUGGACCACAUGUUGCACGCUCAAACUCGAUGAGUGACAUCCGCUUUUGUGGUGUUUCUUGCCCCGAGGUCAUCAUAACAUCCUCUGUGGAUGGGCGUAACUCGGCUCCACUGGGAGGAGUUCGGUGUGGCUACCCAUAUUUUCCAACAGGUUUUGUGUCCUUGAAUGUUUGUUGUUUCUUUCUUGUGCUCGGAGGGAGGGCACAACAAGUACGAAGCCCGUAUAUCGGAAGUCUCAAGUCCGGUAUCGGCGAAGGGCUAAUAUGUGCUCUCAGUUCCCCAUGUUCUCAUUUGUCACGAAGUUUGGAGCUUUUUUUUGCAGUCUAGGCAUUCUCCGUCCCUUCAAAGCCUCCGCCGUUGUUACGGGGUGUUUCUCCUCCACCUCGCACGGGAUCCAUCCAAAACCUAGACCCGCCGCUGUUCCGUCGAGGUAGCGACUUCUCUCCGCAUGAGCGAGGAAGCUCAAGAAAUACCAAGGUUACAACCGUCAAGCGUGCUUGUCACUUAGAACGUAUGCUCGGAGGCUAUCUGUACGGCGUGAUUCCGUGCGCGUUUCGGUCUCAUGACUGUGUAUAGACAAUUCUUGACCUCGGAAGCUCACCAUCAUCGCGUUCUGCCCGACGUAAAAAGGCUUCGACCUCCUGCCGAAUACGUCUGCCGAAUUAUAUCCGUUUUCGUGAUGUGGACCAUCAAUCACCGCUAUGGGCUUUCGUUCCUCUUUCAGGCUUCCAAUGCUUCUUGACCUUUGGCAGCCGGAAUAAUCUCUAUGCCUCGUGAUCUUCAUCUCUUGACCGUUGC